AUGUCGGAGCCGGCUGACGCACCGUUCGAUGACGCACCGAUCGACGACGAGCCUCCCCAAGAACGUCCGGCCGGCGAGAGCUUCCAGUGUGCGGUGUGCUGGGAUGACACCUCGGCCGCCGGCGAGGCACGGCUGCCGUGCUGCGUUAUCCCGGCAGCCUCUUCGACCCGUUACUGCCACUCAUGCAUCGCUGUGAUCUGCGCGUCCGCACCCGGCAACGCGUCGCGCGACGCCGACGCAUCACCGUUGGCUGUUGUAGGCGCGGGCGGCGCCAUCGAGGAGGCUGACGCGGUGGACACGUGCACGCUGUGCCAGCAGCGCCACACCCUGCGGUAUGAGUGCGAGCAGUGCCGCCGCUUCCAGCGCAUCCCCCACCCAAUGUACCGCUACCAGCCGACGCCGCAGCAGUUCGGCGACGUGUCGCGCGUCCACCCCGAGGACGUCCUUGCGGUCCCCGCUGACGAUGCGCCCGAGGGCUGGGGAAUGCGCGAGGCGUGGUUCGACGCCGUGCGCGAGCAGCGGCGGCGAGAGGGGCGGGCCGGCCGCGAGCUGCGGCUCCUUCUCAUCGCCGCCGCCUUCCUGGCGGCCGCGGCCUUCGACCUGUCUACGCUGCCCCCGUGGGCGCGGUGGGCGGGCCUCGCCGUCGCGGGCGUGUACAGCUGGCGGCGCGUCUAUGUCGCGAACGGGCGCGUUCUCAACCCGCCGGCUUAG
Molecule: messenger RNA, 711 nt
Organism: Emiliania huxleyi CCMP1516
Lineage: Eukaryota; Haptophyta; Isochrysidales; Noelaerhabdaceae
Exons: 5
Coding region: 1-711 (236 amino acids)
Source: RefSeq, a predicted model, not a curated record